UUCUUCUGACCAUUAGAAUUUCACUGCCUAACAAUCUGCAUGUUGUUAUUCUAAUUCACUGGGGAUAUUGCUGUUUUAUUGGUAAGAUUCUAGGUCAUAUCAACAUGGUGGUGGAAUCAAUGGAAGAGUCUAACACCUCAUCUACAGACUUUACCUUCAUGGGGCUGUUCAACAGAAAAGAUACCUCAGGAUUUCUUUUUGCCAUUAUCACUGUCAUCUUCUUCACAGCACUGACAGCUAAUGGGAUCAUGAUCUUCUUGAUCCACACUGACUCCCGCCUCCACACCCCCAUGUAUUUCCUGCUUAGCCAUCUCUCCUUCAUUGACAUGAUGUACAUCUCCACCAUUGUGCCCAAGAUGUUGGUUGAUUAUAUCCUGGGCCAAAGGAGUAUCUCUUUUGUGGGUUGCACUGCUCAGCAUUUCCUCUACCUCACCCUCGUGGGAGCAGAAUUCUUCUUGUUGGGCCUCAUGGCCUAUGACAGGUACGUGGCCAUUUGUAAUCCUCUGAGAUACCCUGUCCUCAUGAAUCGCAGGGUUUGUUGGAUGAUCAUAGCAGGAUCUUGGUUUGGUGGCUCUUUGGAUGGCUUCCUCUUAACCCCUAUCACCAUGAGCUUUCCCUUCUGCAAUUCCCGGGAGAUUAACCAUUUCUUCUGCGAGGCACCUGCAGUCCUGAAGUUGGCAUGUGCAGACACAGCUCUCUAUGAGACAGUGAUGUAUGUGUGUUGUGUUUUGAUGCUGCUAAUUCCUUUCUCCGUGGUGAUUGCCUCCUAUGCCCGAAUCCUGACCACAGUCCAUCGCAUGAGCUCAGUGGAGGGGAGGAAGAAAGCAUUUGCCACCUGCUCAUCUCACAUGAUUGUGGUGACCUUGUUCUAUGGGGCAGCAAUGUACACGUACAUGCUGCCACACUCUUAUCACACUCCAGCCCAGGACAAAGUGCUCUCUGUGUUCUAUACCAUUCUUACACCCAUGCUGAACCCUCUUAUCUACAGUCUGAGGAACAAGGAUGUGACUGGGGCUCUGAGGAGGGCCUUAGGGAAGAUCAAGUCUCCACAAAAAGUGUCAGGGGAUACCUUCUGA
Messenger RNA from Orycteropus afer afer, 1076 nucleotides. RefSeq names its product olfactory receptor 2T1. The record is from RefSeq and is a predicted model, not a curated record. NCBI's taxonomy places the organism in Eukaryota, Metazoa, Chordata, Mammalia, Tubulidentata, Orycteropodidae. The coding region runs from base 105 to 1076 and encodes 323 amino acids. Gene Ontology annotation, cellular component: membrane. Gene Ontology annotation, biological process: G protein-coupled receptor signaling pathway. The transcript has a single exon. Gene Ontology annotation, molecular function: G protein-coupled receptor activity; olfactory receptor activity.